Acanthocheilonema viteae is the source of this 2214-nucleotide messenger RNA. NCBI's taxonomy places the organism in Eukaryota, Metazoa, Nematoda, Chromadorea, Rhabditida, Onchocercidae. The record is from the annotation of a GenBank genome assembly.
AUGUUUGAGGACGUUCAACGUUCCUCUGAAGUGGUGCAGGAAUCCACUCUUACAGCUAGUCGAGAAAUUGAAUGCAGUGACACUAAUGUACGACAAGAUGUAGAAUGCCCACACAAGAACAAGAAGGGAUUAUUCAAAGUUGCAAGUUUGCGGAAAAAAGUGAAGAAUUUUAGGAAGAAGGUGGAAAUUAAUUAUUGCGAAGACUGUGCAAGGCUCGAUCCACCAGAGCAACGGCCAUCGGUAUGGAUAUGCGUCACUUGCAGUUUUUCGGGCUGCGAUGAAAAAAAUCACACUUUGAAUCACUUUAAAGCACUGCGUACUGGUACAGAACAUCCAUUUUUUUUUGCCGUGGAAGGCAAACAAUUCCGGUGCUUCAGCUGCGAAAAAAGAAUUGAUAUUGCUGGAGAAGAAAGUGGUUCAAUAAAAGCUUUCCUUAACGAUUAUAACUCUUUUGUAAAACCAAAGCUGAAAUUUGAUCCAUCAGAACCUCAGUCAAUGAAAAGUGGUAAUACGAAAAGAAAUUCUUCACUUGUUGGAGAAGUUGAUUCGAAAAAAAGUGAAAUUAGUAACGAAAAGUGUUUAACGGAAAAUAAAAUGAAAAAUAAUGAAAGGAAAACUUUGCUACCGGUGAAGGGCCUUGUUAAUCUUGGAAACACUUGUUUUUUUAAUUCGAUAACCCAGUGCCUUCUUCACACUCACACUCUUGCUGUGUACAUCAAUUUGGUUGGUAGAGAAGACAGCAUCGAACUCAUGCGGAAUGAAGUUUUAAUUGGCGACAAGCAAGUCCAGGUGCCGCAUGUAUAUUUAUCUUUGGAUUCAUUUGAUGGACCAUUAAAUAAUAUUUUCGCGAAUUUCAUACGCGAUUUCAAAGCUGGACUAGCUGUUCAUCCCUCUUCUUUAUUCAGCGAAAUAGCCAGGAAAGCGCCACGUUUUCGAGGGUGGGCGCAGCACGAUGCACACGAAUUAUUGCGGUAUUUAAUGGACGGUCUCCGAACUGAGGAAAUUAACCGGUAUAAGGAAGCUAUUUCGCGAUAUAUCAAAGUAGCUAAAAAUGGAAAUCCCAAGCUGACGGAUGGUGAACUCUCUUUACUGGCUAAGGGCAUGCUCAAAGCAUGUGGAAGACCGCUUAUUGAUGCUGUUUUUGGUGGUACACUCUUGCAGACAGUGAAAUGCUCAGACUGUGGUCAUCUUUCGAAGACUUAUGAAGAUUUUCUGGAUCUUUCUCUGCCACUUCCAUCGACAUCAGUCAAAACACUGUUUAAUGGAACCUGUAGAAUGCAUAAAUCUGCUUCACUGAGCUUAAGUAAAUAUCAGAAAAAAAAAGAAAAAACAAAUGCACGCAAAGGAAAAGUACGUCGAAAAUCUCAUGAAAUCAUUUCACAUAACGAUGAGACUAAUAAUACUGGAGAGCGACCCCAUCUUAACAAUGAUGUUAGCGAUGAAGACGUUCUUGAUGACGAUGAUGUUGAUGUAAAAAACCUGAACGGUAAUAUCUGUGAUGAAAUGAAUAAAAUGAAUAUGAAUACUGAACCAGAAGACUGCCUGCAAUUAUUAGAUGAUGGAGAAGCUGCAGAAGAUGAACCACGUUCAUUAGCGUCAUGUCUUCGAGCUUUUACAACGACAGAAGUUCUGUCGGCACCAAAUACUUAUGAAUGUGAAAAAUGUUGUGUUCCUUACAAUAAACAGCUUCGAAAUGGAAUGAAGAAAAGGACAGUUGAAGCUGAGAAGCGUUAUUUGAUCUACGAGCCACCUCCAGUUUUAACAUUACAUCUCAAACGGUUUGAACAGACACAUUCAAUGGGUGGUCGAUUGAUUACGCGCAAGGUUCCUGGACAAAUUUCUUUUCCAAAAAUUCUUGAUAUUGCACCUUUUUGCACGCAAAUAGCCAAGAGAAUCGAAAAAGGAUUUAAAAAAGUAUGUUAUUCAUUAUACGGUGUUGUAUCACAUUCUGGAGAUCUCUCAUCCGGUCAUUAUGUCGCAUUUAUCAAGAAUCGAUAUCCCUCAUCGCAAACAGAAAAAUUUUUCUAUGAAGCUGCAAAUCUUUCGCCACCGGAUUCAUUUACUACUUGUAGCGCUUCAGAAUUGAAAGAGGUAAUAGAGGGGCCAUGCGAUGGCCAGUGGUACCAUGCAAGUGAUAUGAAAGUAAGCUCCGUGUCGGAAUCGCGUGUGCUUGGUGCCGAAGCAUAUGUCCUUUUCUACGAGCGAAUCUUUUAA